This is a messenger RNA of Elephantulus edwardii (Cape elephant shrew), 1050 nucleotides long. It is a transcript of the gene GLT1D1, whose product is annotated as glycosyltransferase 1 domain containing 1. The coding region runs from base 1 to 1050 and encodes 349 amino acids. Gene Ontology annotation, molecular function: glycosyltransferase activity. NCBI's taxonomy places the organism in Eukaryota, Metazoa, Chordata, Mammalia, Macroscelidea, Macroscelididae. The transcript has 12 exons. The record is from RefSeq and is a predicted model, not a curated record.
AUGCGGCUCCUCUUUCUGGCGGUGCUGCGGCCGCACACCGGCAACGCGGUCACCGCCGAGCGAAUCCGGGACCAUCUGGAAGCUGCUGGCCAUGUGUGCAUUCUGAAGGACACCCUGGACUUUGAAAGCUCCACUGAAAUCACAGACCUCAUCACAGCUGAGAAGGUGGAGGCGGCCCUGGCUCUUCACCUCUACAGAGCAGGCCGGCUCUUGCAAGGCCACCGAAUUCCUUUCGGAGUAAUUUUUGGCGGAACCGACGUGAAUGAAGAUGUUCACCAGGAGGGAAAAAACGCUGUGAUGGAGAAAGUUCUAGAAGAAGCCAGGUUUGCGGUGGCCUUCACAGAGUCCAUGAAGGAGUCGGCACAAGCGCAGUGGCCCCAAGCGAAGGGUAAGAUCUACGUCCAGAGUCAAGGCAUUGUAACGACACCAAACGCCACCUUCAGCUGGAACACCUUCCUUCAGCGUGCAGAGAUUAGCCAGAGUGCUGAUAACUUACACGUGUUCCUCUUGAUAUGUGGACUCAGACAAGUGAAGGAUCCUCUGUACUUGGUGGAUGCCUUUUCAGCCUGGCAUCGAGAGGAGCCCAGCGUCUACCUGGUCAUCGUGGGCCCAGAAGUGGAUCCUGGGUUCACCAGGGAAGUGAAGGCCAAGGUGGAAAGGAGCGCUGGCGUCCGGCUGGUUGGGGAGAUGGCCCGUGAGGACCUACACGAGGUGGUGAAGAACUGCUUUGCCUUGGUGAACAGCUCCCUUUCUGAGGGCAUGUCGGCUGCCAUCCUGGAGGCCAUGGAUUUGGAGGUGCCUGUGCUGGCGAGGGACAUCCCAGGGAACGCUGCUGUGGUCACUCACGAGGUCACAGGCCUGCUCUUCUCAGACCCGCAGGAGUUUGUCAAGCUGGCGAAGAGGCUGCUUGGGGACCCGGUGCUGGAGAGGGACAUCGUGGCCAACGGGCGGGAGUACGUACGGACGCACCACUCGUGGCAGACGGAGCGCACCACCUACCAGAGCCUUGUCUGGAGGCUGGGGGGGCCACAGAGUCCCUGUGAACCGUAG